AUGGGCAAGAAGAGAGUCCUUGUAGGAUAUGGCAUCGACGUCGACGCCGUGGCAAACUGGAUCAACACUUGUGACGGCUCGCCACAGAAUCCAACAAACGUGUCUCGUGGAGUAUUCGGUGCGACCGUGGGAAUCGAUCGCCUCCUCAAGCUAUACGAGAAGUACAACAUCAAGGCAACUUUCUUCACGCCAGCCCAUAGCAUCGAGUCUUUCCCUCGCCAACUGGCCAAAGUCAGAGACGCAGGCCAUGAGCUCGCCCUGCAUGGCUAUACGCACGAAUUUGUCUCUCAGCUUUCUGCCGAUCAGCAACAGGACGUCCUCACCAAGUCGAUCGAUGUCCUGACGAAGUUCUGCGGCAAGAAGCCUAUCGGGUAUACGGCACCAGCGUGGUCGACCUCGAAGGAGUUGAUUCCUCAACUGCAGGAGGCCGGUAUUCUUUACGACCACUCCUUCAUGCACCAUGAUCUCCAGCCCUACUUUACACCGGACAGCUCUGAGAAUUGGGUCGAGACGAAUGCGAAGGAUUCGGCGGAUGCGUGGAUGACACCUAUGACGAAGCUGAGACCCAGUAAAGUCGUUGAGAUCCCGGCGAGUUGGCAUCUUGACGACUGGCCUCCUCUCCAACCCAUCCCUGGCAGACCAGGAGCGCAAGGCUUCGUUGACCCCCAUGUCGUCGAGAAGCUUUGGAUAGAGCAAUUCGACUUUGGCUAUCGAGAGUAUGAUACUUUUAUCUUUCCCAUGAGUAUACACCCUCAAGUUAGUGGGAAGCCUCAGAAUAUCCUGAUGCAUGAGAGGAUCAUCGAGCACAUCAACAAACACGAAGGUGUCGAAUGGAUGCCACUUUGUGAAAUGGCGAGAGAGUUUCUCGAAGGACGCAUGCCCGGCGUUGAAGUUGAAGGGGGCGUCGAUCUUUGA
Molecule: messenger RNA, 915 nt
Organism: Zasmidium cellare ATCC 36951
Lineage: Eukaryota; Fungi; Ascomycota; Dothideomycetes; Mycosphaerellales; Mycosphaerellaceae
Exons: 5
Coding region: 1-915 (304 amino acids)
Biological process (GO): carbohydrate metabolic process
Molecular function (GO): hydrolase activity, acting on carbon-nitrogen (but not peptide) bonds
Source: RefSeq, a predicted model, not a curated record